Molecule: messenger RNA, 1003 nt
Organism: Cimex lectularius (bed bug)
Lineage: Eukaryota; Metazoa; Arthropoda; Insecta; Hemiptera; Cimicidae
Product: cuticle protein 19-like
Exons: 3
Coding region: 74-760 (228 amino acids)
Cellular component (GO): extracellular matrix
Source: RefSeq, a predicted model, not a curated record
UGACAACUAUAAAAGCCGCCAGCAACCCUUUCCAGGCACCAGUCUACUCCAGAACUUCGGUACAACAGGAGAAAUGGCAUUUAUCAAGAUCGUAACUUUGGCAGUGGUUUGCCUGACGGCGACCCAGGCCGGCCUCGUCGAGCCGCAGUUCUACGGCGGGUAUGAAGGAAACUACUUCUCCGCCCCCGUCGGCCACGGUCCGGGCUUCCAGUACGACGCCGUCCCUUACGUCGCCCACGCCCCCGCAGUACACGUCGCUCCCGCCCCCGCUGUGCACGUCGCCCACGCCCCCGUCGCCGUCGCCGCCCCCGUCUUGCCUUACGAGGGAGUCGAGUACGCCAGCUACGCCCCUCACCACGACCACGAACAUUAUUCCUACCCGAAAUACGCCUUUAACUAUGGAGUCCACGACCCUCACACAGGAGACAUCAAAUCUCAGUAUGAAGAGAGAGACGGCGACGUCGUCAAGGGCUCUUACAGUCUCGUCGAACCCGACGGUUCCGUCAGGGUUGUAGAGUACACCGCUGAUGACCACAACGGAUUCAACGCCGUAGUCAAGAAAAUCGGACCUUCCCACCACCCUGCCCCAGUCCACCACGUCGCAGCACCCGUCCACCACGUUGCCGCCCCCGUCCACCACGUUGCCGCCCCCGUCCACCACGUUGCCACCCCCGUCCACCACGUAGCCGCCCCCGUCCACGUCACCCUCCAACCAUCCUACCACGGCGGACUUGAGCACGCUUACCACUACAGGAAAUAGAUACCGACUGGAAAUUGCCGCAACUUUGACGAGUAGGGCGCAACGACGCAUCGGAACGCCAAAGAAACCUUGUUGCGCCCCACUCAAUGACUCGGCUUCAUAUCAAGGCAAAGCAAUUUAUUUAUUCUGCUCGGAGUGCCUCCGGGCUUUUUGUGUACCUUUUUUUAAUACUAUCAACAAACCCAUAACGGGCAUUUGUGUAUUUAUUUUAAAAAAAACAUUGCAAUAAAUUUCUACCUGAAA